Messenger RNA from Marasmius oreades (fairy-ring Marasmius), 1103 nucleotides. RefSeq lists its product as uncharacterized. The transcript is spliced from 5 exons. The coding region runs from base 732 to 905 and encodes 57 amino acids. Lineage: Eukaryota; Fungi; Basidiomycota; Agaricomycetes; Agaricales; Marasmiaceae. The record is from RefSeq and is a predicted model, not a curated record.
GCCUUGUUUGAGUUCACCACGUCCGCCGGAGUCAAGUUGAAGUUCUUCAAGUCCUCAAGGCCUUAAGACCGGCGCAGCAACUUCGAAUUCAUACCCUCAUGGAACUCCAGGCGAAAUAUCAGUUCUGGACCUCUCACUUGUGGACUCACCUCUUUCCGGGCUUCACCUAACCGACAUGGACUAGGGUUCUCAUGACUUCGAGUUCUUCUGCCCACGGGCAGGCGUUACUGUUGAUGUUUGGCGCCAUGAAUAAUGUGGAUCUGCUCAGCAAGUAAUUGUGGACUUCAUUGUAAUUACGUGCAACGAUCCAUCUUCAUAAACUGUAGCCUUCCUUUACGAGGUCCUUUGCAGCCUGUAUAAACACAGCUUGCCCAAUACCCGAUCGCUAUGACAUGGGAGCCUCAAUCUAUUUUGGCUCCCGAUUUUUCUUUUUCUUUGUCACUAUUUCUUCCGAUACUCUUUCUGUGACGACUCGUCUUCUUCAGAAAACCAAGUCCUAAAUGAUUUGACUUUCAUGAAGUCUCAGAUCUAUCACAUCCCGAUUCAACGCGUUGAGAAAAUCGCCUCGGCACUACUUCGAUCGAAGGGGCCUCUCGACAAGUUCAUUUACUUUGGGUCAAUCCUUUUGCUGGUUAUAAGAGCACUACUCGCUUGAACACAGGUUACUGCAACCACAGAAACCAUCCAACUAGUCCUGAGACUGCAAGUUUUUUGGCUAUUUAACAAAGAAAAUGACCAGCACGAUUCCUGUAGGCACACGAGUCUUCUACUACAGAGCCGACGGCGUAGUUCUCUAUGGGACUGUUCAGUCGGUAUCUUUGACAGAGGGUACACGACUUCUAAACAUCAGGGCCGAUGAUGGAAAAGUUGUAACCCUUCCACUUGACGCCGUCACGAGAGUUUAGCGGGAUCGCAGACUACGUACACAUUACUUUUACUUUGUCUUUUCUCCUUUGUGGUUUUGAUUGAAAUGUGCCAUCUUGGAAUGGUUAUUAUUGUAGAACGUUUACUUCCUCGGACCUGGGAUAGAUUUAGAUUAUUUACUGUAUCCACAAGCAUCAUUGUAUCAUUCAACUAUUACCCUCGCAAAAUCAUGCACACCU